CUUUGACAGUCAAAAGUAGCACUGUGACACACAGAUGUAGAAGUAGAACUUCUCCUGACAUCCUGUUUCUGUCCCCAACCAUGUCGACUUCGCUGCUUCUGUUUCUCUGUCUGGUCGGACAUGUGUUUGCCAAAAAGCCUCCAGAUGUGGAUUGUUUGGUGGUGCAUCUGCAACAUGUUCAGUGUUCCUGGAAUCAACAGGGGUCUCCAGAAGUCAAUUACACCUUCUCCAGCUGGUUCCAUCAUGAAAAGGAAAAGGAGUGCGCCACCUAUCUGUCAGAGAAUGGUGUGAUCACUGGAUGCUACCAGCCCUAUCAGGAAACCAAAAGAUUCAACUCAUUUUACACCAAACUAGUCCAUGGCAACAAAACUUUUCUCAAGACACAUGAACUCAAAAAUAAAGUCAAGUUAAAUCCACCAAUCAACCUGACUGUGAAGAAUGGAUCUGACUUCAACCUGUGGUUUUACUGGAACCAGACUAAAUCCCAGUGUGUGGAGAGUGAAGUCCGCUACAAGAUAAACGACAGGACGGAGCAGCGUUUUCCGGUCAGUAAUGGGGUUCAGAGCUACUGCAUCAACUUGCCCUCCAGUUCCUCCCGAUAUGAGCUGCAAGUGCGGAGCAGAGUGGAUGACACCUGUGGACAGUCUAUCUUCUGGAGCGACUGGAGUGAGCCUGUGGUCUGGGGAUCCAACAAUGGCACAGACACAAAUAGACCUUCGUCUAUGUCUGUGUGGACACCAGUGUUGUAUGCGGUGGGCGCCCUCACUCUCAUCCUACUGGUCAUCAUAUUACUGCACCAUGAAAGGUUCAGAAUCAUCAUCAUCCCUGUGAUUCCCAAGCCAUCGCUGAUCCCUAAAGACAUCGAGGGUUGGAUUCAUUCGUCCAAAGGCCUGAAAGAGAGUUUUAAAGCGAACUACAAUGAGCGUGCCUGCCCUGUCCGUGAGUACUGCACCGUCUCCCAGUCGGACAGCGAGAGCUCCGGCAGCUCCACUUCUUCUGUCAACACCGACCAAACCGAUUCGUCUUCUCCAUCUCUGUGAAUGAACCAGAAGAGCCAUCUACUGCCUUUUUAUGUUCCACCUUUGCAAUCUAACCUGAGGAGGAGCAACAAGGUUCUGUUUAGGCGUUUAGGAGGCGACUGAAUAAAGGCUGAGCUAUAUAUGCAAUUUAUACAUUUCCACAGUGAAACAUGGUGGAGAUUCCAUUAUGGUAUAGAGUUCCAUUCAUGUAAAUGACAUGGGCAGAUUAGUUAAAGUCAAUGGUAUCAUGAACAAGAAGGUCUACCACAACAUCUUGGUGCAUCAUGGAAUCCCCUCUGGACUGAACCUGAUUGGUUGUGGGUUCAAAUACCAAGAAGACAAUGACCCCAAACAUACUUCAAAGCUGUGCAGAGACUGCUGGACCAAGAAAAACAAAUCUGGUGUUCUGGAACUGAUGGACUGGCCAAGUCAAAGUCCAGAUCUGAAUCCUAUUGAACAGAUCUGGGAUUUAUUGAAUUCAAAAAUAGACUGUACAAAAGUUUCAUCCAAAGCAAGUCUUUGGGAACAAGUAGAAAUUGUUUGGAACUCAAUAACAAAAGAGACUGUCGAAAAGUACAUAAAAACAGUGUCAGCAAGAAUGUAAGGUGUCAUCAGGGCCAAAGGAGGUCAUCUGAAAUAUUAAGAUUUUUGGUUACCUAAUGAAUAGAAAUUAUUUAGACAUAGGUUUUUUCACGUUAAUGACAGAUGGCCUAAUAAGCUUAAGCACUAUAUAUAAACAUACAUACAUACAUAUACAUUUGUAUGUGUGUGUGUGUGUGUGUGUGUGUGCGUGUGCGUGUGCGUAUUUGCGCCUUGAAAUGCUUUUGACAGUGUUCACGAAGUUGCUCUCAUACAGGUAUAUGAUUAUUUUAUGUGUUUCUUAACAGCUGCUUUGAGACACCAACAUGUACUCAGAAUAUUCACUUUAUCAACGGUCAGUUGAUUUCAUUUCACUAGUUCAACAGAACCAGUCAACAGUGAAGUGUCAUGGAGACAAAUAUGAGAAUAGAUUAUACAUUAAAAUAACAUUAGGGUUCAGACUUAAGUGUGUAUGAGGACAAUAGCAUCUUAUAAACUGAAUUUGAUUUGAAACUCCUGUUCGAAAUAAGGAAUGUAACUUGUUCUUAGACCAAAGUCACAUAAAAAAAUUCUGUAUCAGCAAACCAGAAAAAGGACUUAAUUCUCCAGAACAGUGUGAUGCAAUCGUUGAAAAGAAAGAAAAAACUGACUUCCUAUGUUUUUGUUCCAGUUGGAUGUUUUUUUCUGUGUCAGCAACCAUGACAUGUUACUCAUCUCCUUAAAAUGAACUUGGUGAUAAGCUGAUGAUUUGUUUUGAAAUACUGUAUAUUUUAAACUUAUUUAACCUUUUACAAAACAUGUAAUAAAAUACAUCCAAAUGCAUAAA
This is a messenger RNA of Acanthochromis polyacanthus (spiny chromis), 2424 nucleotides long. Its product is annotated as cytokine receptor common subunit gamma-like. Gene Ontology annotation, molecular function: cytokine receptor activity; protein binding. NCBI's taxonomy places the organism in Eukaryota, Metazoa, Chordata, Actinopteri, Pomacentridae. The transcript has 8 exons. Gene Ontology annotation, cellular component: external side of plasma membrane. Bases 81 to 1040 code for a protein of 319 amino acids. The record is from RefSeq and is a predicted model, not a curated record. Gene Ontology annotation, biological process: cytokine-mediated signaling pathway.